GAUUUUGUAAUCUCUGGCGACUCUACCUUUUCCUCAUUUGCAACUGUGAAAUUGUUGGAAAAAAGUCAUACAGCCGAAAAGUCAGGUAAAAUUUCAUUACGUCACUCGCAAUUCAGUGAUCACAGAAAAAUUUACGCUCAAUACAGUGGCGACGAGAUGUUUGUAAUCACAGAUUUCUAUUCUUAAUUUAUGUUCUAAUUAUUAUCUUAUUUUAAUGUAUUGAAAAUCAUCACACAUUGGCUAAGGAUAAAUUCUGAAAUAAGUUUUCUUUAUUUCCAAUACAACAUUUGGUCUACUAUCAAAGUCUAACGUGAUUUGAGCACAAUUGCAAUGAGUGUAUCAUAUGUACUCCAGAGAGAUGGAGUGGUGGUGAGGAGUGAGAGAGAGGAGAAAAAGAUUGUGCCCAACAGACCGCAAUUCCCCACCUUUCUGUGUAUCUGAGCCGUACAGAGGAGUACAUUGUAUGACUUUUUGUGUUUAAUUCAUUUUAGUGUAAAUUCUCUGUCCAUUGUGCUCGGAAAAUGUGUGUAAAAAGGUGUCUCAAAGUGGGAGACGCAAUUAGAGGCUCUAGUGUUAUUCUGGAUUUUGACAAAGUUGAACAUAUUUCAACUUUUUCCACUACUCAAGUCACAAAGUUUUCUUUCCUCUCCCAGUGAGAUCUGCCGCAAGAUAGAUUUGUAGAAUUCAAAGUGGCGUGAUAAUUCCAGUGAUAAAAAAAUGUGCAAUAGUCAUUCUAAAUUGAAAUUUAUGUGCGUUUGUGAUGAGUUUUUGGCGCGAAAACGCCCUUCGUGUGUGAAGAAGUUGUGAAAAACAAUUUUUUUUCUCCACUCUGGCAGUUUUAUACCUCUUUUUGGGUGAAAAAUAAACACAAGUAUUUUGCAAGCAAGAGUGAAAGUCGGCCGAAAAUGCAUAAAUUUAUGGUGGUGAAGAAGUCAUCGCGCGAAUUGGAGCAGGACGCCUCAACGUCCUCCCACAGGAGAAACCCCGCGGAGAAGCUCAAGUCAUCUGACGAAAUGCCUGUGAUCAAAAUGUGUGGAUACUUGAAGAAGAAGAGAAAUCGCGUGGGCGGUUGGCAAAAACUGUGGUUCAUUCUUCAAAAUCAACUACUCCUCUCCUAUAAAUCACGAGAGGACUAUGAGAAGAAACUGGCACCCUUCAGAGAUGUUCUCAAUCUCGUUCCCGGCACUGUGAUUCGUCCUGCAUCUCGAAUUCGCUUCACCAUAGAAUCAACGUCAAAUAUCAUUUACACGUUUCGCUGCAACGACACCAAAGAAUGCUCUCAGUGGAUCAGCUCAAUUGUCGAUAGUCUCAAUCAGCAGCACGGCUCAAAUGCCAGAGGCUUUGCAUUACUUUCUACCCCGAUGGAAAAAUGCGCAAGACUCCCAAAGUUGCCAAUAAUUAAAAAUACUGCGCGUAUUCUCAAGUAUCGUGAUUUUGACGAUGAGACCUAUUCUGACGAGGAGGAAGAUGAAGAAACUGAAAUCACAGAAUACGUGAAUGCCGUUAUUCAGGAUUCUGGACUGUGCGAGGGAAGCAACCCGAGCCGGGGAAAUGCAGUGAAUCAGUAUCUCGAAUACCACCGCAGUGGAAAGAUGUUUUCAUGCACCAUGAGUGCAUCUGCUUGCAGUGUUUCCCUCCUUCGGAACUACAUGCACACCGAGGAGAGAAUUGACGAAGACAUUCUCGAGGGCGACGAGGCGGCAGCUGAAAGUAAACAGGAAGAUUUUGAUAGCGACACCGAAGAGCAAACUCUCUGCAUUUCUCUGGACGACAAAAUUUCCCUGACAUGUGACGAUGAAAGUGAUACUUUACACGAGGAGAAACCAUUAAAAAUUGACGAGCCAAUUUAUGCUGCUGUCGACCUCAAAGAUAAGUACGCGCGAAGGGCCAAGCUGAAAGAGGAACAGGAAAGGGUGGUGAAAAGUGUUUCUAGUGAUUAUGAAGAGAUCGUUAACUUGCCCACACUGCCGGAAAAUCGAGAGAAAACCUCCGAGUCUGACGAGGAGGAUAACAUCUACGAGCCUAUUGAAAUCGCCAGUGAUUUGUCCAGCGACAGUCGAGACGGACGCAAUGGGAUGUGGAAGUACUUCUCCAGUCGCAUCAACAUGGACAACUUCACAGACUUCGCGCGAAGGCACCGCCGAAGGGACGAGAGCACAUCUGAGCCGACCACACCCUUUGUAUCAUCCCUGGCGGAGAUUCGGAAGAAGUGGGGCUCCCAUCGGAACUCCAUCAAGAGCCGCAUGAAGCGCAUCUAUAGCCGGCGAAUGACAAAGUCAAUGCCCGAAGUGGGUGGAAAAUCGCCAAAUGAAGAGAGGAAGCUGUUCAGAAGCCUGUCGAGGUUCAAAUUUCCACGGGCGUCGUCUCUUCUCGAAGAUCUGGCGUCCAGGAAGCGACUCGUCGAGGAGCCUCCGCCGAAAGACACUGUAAAGGAAGAGGAUGCCAGUGAAUUGGAUAAAUUUCCUGGCGGAAAAGUCGUGUGCCAUAGCACAUUUUACUACUAA
Phlebotomus argentipes is the source of this 2504-nucleotide messenger RNA. Its product is annotated as differentially expressed in FDCP 6 homolog. The transcript is spliced from 7 exons. The record is from RefSeq and is a predicted model, not a curated record. Gene Ontology annotation, biological process: receptor recycling; retrograde transport, endosome to Golgi; endosome organization. The coding region runs from base 906 to 2504 and encodes 532 amino acids. Lineage: Eukaryota; Metazoa; Arthropoda; Insecta; Diptera; Psychodidae. Gene Ontology annotation, cellular component: early endosome; recycling endosome; trans-Golgi network.